AUGAGGUGCUUGAUAGGUGGUGUGAGCCAGACUUCUUAUGGAGGAGUCUUGGAAGAGGGGCCGCCAGCACCAGUCACCCAGGUGUUUCUCAUCCCAGGACUUCUCUCCCUGCUCCGUCUGACAAGCAGGGUGUCAGACCCCUCAAGAAGAGUCUGUGUCAUGACAAACAAAAAGGAGAGGUGUCAUUUAGCCGGCCAGUCGGCGCAACGGGCUUUCCGUCCUAGAACCGUGGUCCAGUUUGUCCGUAACCUCGCGGAGAGGGCCCCAGUGCUGGUCAACGCUGCUGUGACUUACUUGAAGCCUCGAUUGGCCACAUUUUGGCACUAUGCCAAGGUUGGGCUGGUUCCUCCAACCCCUGCUGAGAUCCCUACAGCUAUUCACAGCUUGAAAAAAAUUAUCAAUAGCGCUCAAACUGGUAGCUUCAAACAGCUUACAGUUAAGGAAGCUCUACUGAACGGUUUGGUGGCCACUGAGGUGUGGAUGUGGUUUUAUGUUGGCGAGAUCAUAGGCAAGCAUGGCAUCAUUGACUAUAAUGUUUGA
Molecule: messenger RNA, 540 nt
Organism: Lipotes vexillifer (Yangtze River dolphin)
Lineage: Eukaryota; Metazoa; Chordata; Mammalia; Artiodactyla; Lipotidae
Source: RefSeq, a predicted model, not a curated record